AUGUCGGACCCAGUCCUUCAGCCCUCGCCCAGUCCUAUAACCCCCGGCCUCACCUCCAAGUUGAAAUUGGUUCCAAUUUCUUAUCUAAGAGCCUGGGGUCAGACUGGUUGGUUCCAGUUCCUGACUCUGAAAGGGUACCCCUGCACCAGAGCCCCGCCCCUAGCCCAUUCUCCACCACUCUUCCUAGAGCCUGUUCUUGCCGACGAUGUUUCUGCUUGUGACAACCCCUCUGGCAACCGGCCCUCUGGGGCUAACAGAGACCUCAGCAGGGAGUCCGAGUCAGAGGAGGACUCCAGGUCGGACAGCAGCUCUCGCAUCGUGAACGGGUCAGACUGUGAAAAGGACAAGCAACCUUGGCAGGGCGCGCUACUGCUGGGACCCAACAAGUUGUACUGUGGGGCGGUGCUGAUCAACCCACAAUGGCUGCUCACAGCAGCGCACUGCAGAAAGCCAGUCUUCAGAAUCCGCCUGGGCCACCAUUCCAUGUCACCUGUCUACGAGUCCGGGCAGCAGAUGUUCCAGGGAAUCGAAUCCAUCCCCCACCCCGGUUACUCCCACCCUGGCCACUCCAACGACCUCAUGCUCAUCAAAAUGAACAGAAAAAUCCGUGGUUCUCACUCAGUGAAGCCCAUCAAGAUUGCGUCUAGCUGCCCCGCCCCGGGGACCAGGUGCACGGUGUCUGGCUGGGGGACCACAAGCAGCAGCCACAAUAACUUCCCCAAAGUCCUCCAGUGCCUGAAUGUCACCGUACUGAGUGAGGAGAGGUGCAGGAACUCCUACCCAGGACAGAUAGACAAGACCAUGUUCUGUGCUGGUGAUGAAGAGGGCAGGGACUCCUGCCAGGGUGAUUCCGGGGGACCUGUGGUCUGCAAUGGCCAGCUGCAGGGCCUUGUGUCCUGGGGUGAUUUCCCCUGUGCCCAGCCGAACAGGCCAGGUGUCUACACCAACAUAUGUCAGUUCGUUAAGUGGAUUGAGGAUACCAUCAAAUCCAACUCAUGAGCCACACCAGGACCCAUCAGCCAGCAUCAUAGCAUCAUCCCACUACAAUGAAGAACACUGCCAUUGAAGAUGCUGCGGACAGAUGUCUCCUGACAUCAAGAUCCUCGUCCCAAAUGGUGGACAGGCUCUGUUCCUAUAUCCAGACCCCAGGGACACUUCCUGGAAUGACAUGGGUUGGGCUGAAACCUAUCAUCUUCAGUAAAUCAAUCCACAAACCCAGAGUUGAGCCUUUUCUGCAGCUAUAACCCAGAUUUAGACCCAGAAAUAAAACCAUGGGAAGAACCUCCUCGGUACGUCUCCUCCUGUGUCCUGCUGCUAUGCGCAAGUGCUGUCUUAGAUACUUUUCUAUUGUAUGCUAAGACACGAAGACAAAGGCAACUUAAAGAAAAAAGGAGCUUAUAUGUGGCUUACUGUUCAAAGAGUUAGAGUCCAUGACCAUUAUGGGGUGGAACAUGUCAGCAGGCAGGAGGCAUGGUGCUGGAGCAGUAGCUGAGAGCUCACAUCUUGAGACACAACCACAUGACAAAGGAGAAAGCUAACUGGGGGUGUCCCAGGCAUUUAAAACCGCAGAGCCCACUACAGAAACACACCUUUCCCAACAACACUGUACCUCCUCAUUCUUCCCAAACAUCUCUACCAAUUGAGGAUCAAGCAUUCAAAUAUAUGAACCUGCGGUGACCAUGCUCAGUCAAACUCACACCAGCUUCUCCUCCACAACAAUGGACUUGCAGGGGUCCUUUGGUGACUUUACAUUUUCUUUA
Messenger RNA from Myodes glareolus (Bank vole), 1760 nucleotides. The record is from RefSeq and is a predicted model, not a curated record. NCBI's taxonomy places the organism in Eukaryota, Metazoa, Chordata, Mammalia, Rodentia, Cricetidae.